Messenger RNA from Mustela lutreola (European mink), 3830 nucleotides. It is a transcript of the gene ANGPT4, whose product is annotated as angiopoietin 4. The record is from RefSeq and is a predicted model, not a curated record. Gene Ontology annotation, biological process: signal transduction. Gene Ontology annotation, molecular function: receptor tyrosine kinase binding. The coding region runs from base 516 to 2012 and encodes 498 amino acids. The transcript has 9 exons. NCBI's taxonomy places the organism in Eukaryota, Metazoa, Chordata, Mammalia, Carnivora, Mustelidae.
GACAGAGACAGGAAGAGAGGGUUCAGUUGGGCUUGGUUUUCUGAAGCAGGCAGCUUUGGGGGUUUGGUGCAUGUGAGUGUGUGUGUGUGUGUGUGUGUGUGUGUGUGUGUUGUUUUCUUUCUCACAGGGAGGCCAAGCCUCCACUGGAUAAUAAAAGAACUCAGGGUCCAGGCCAAGCCGGGGGAGCAGGGCCGGUGUGGGGACAGGGCAGCCGUGGGCAGGAGCGCGAGGAGGAAGGAAGGGAGAGGGGGGAAGAUUGGAGGUGAGGGGGUGUCUGCGGGCGGGAGCACGGGCGGUGGGAGGAAGCCGAGCAGCUGUGGUAUUUGGAGCAAGUAUAAAUAGCCGCCUGGACAGAGAUCGGCCAAGCAGGGGUUUGCCGCUGCAGGGCUCGGGGGCAGGCCUGUCCGCCCGCGGCUGGCCACGGCAGCACAUCCCGGGUGCAGAGCAAGGCGGGGGGCAGGCGGAGCGCUGGGGGGGCUCUGAGCCUGCAGCCCUCGCCCUUGCCGCUUCUCCUGAUGCUCUCCCGGCUGGCCAUGCUGCUGGGUGGCCUCCUCCUCGUCGUGGCCGCCGUGACCGUGGCCCAGCGGAGGGGGCAGGAGGCAGGCGGGCGCCGCCGGGCACACCGUGUCCAGCACGGCCAGUGUAGCUACACCUUCGUGCUGCCCGAGCCGGAGCCCUGCCCGCCGGAGCCGGAGCCUUUCGGGGGCUCCAACAGCCUCCAGAGGGACUCGCCAGCUGCCACCCUGAACCUAGGGGACUGGCCUGCCCAGCGAGUGCGACAGCUGGAGAAGGUGCUGGAGAACAACACUCAGUGGUUGCAGAAGCUAGAAAGGUACAUCCAGAUGAACUUGAGGUCAGAGCUGGCCCAAGUCCAACAGCACAUGGUCCAGAACCAGACGGCCACCAUGCUGGAGCUAGGCACCAGCCUCUUGAACCAGACCACCGCCCAAACCCGCAAGCUGACUGACGUGGAGGCUCAGGUCCUGAACCAGACAUCCCGAAUGGAGAUCCAGCUACUGGAGACCUCACUGUCCACCAACAAGCUGGAGAAACAGCUACUCUUGCAGGGCCACGAGCUCCACAGGCUGCACGGCCGCAACAGCGCGCUGGAGACGCGGGUGCAGGCCCUGGAGACACAGCAGCAGGCGGAGCUGGCUUCCCUCCGGGGCGAGAAGGAGCGGCUGCGGCGUCUGCUGGGGCGCCAGAGCGGCGCCCUCGCGGGCCUGGAGCGCAGCCUGCGCGCCGCCAGCGGCAACUCCAGUCUCCUGCAGCGGCAGCAGCGGCAGCUGCUGGAAUCCGUACAGCGCCUGGUGCGCGUCGUGGCCCAGGGCCCGGCCUCUGUGAGGGCCGCUGAGCACGUGUUCCAGGACUGUGCAGAGAUCCAGCGCUUCGGGGCCAAUGCCAGCGGCAUCUACACCAUCCAUGUGGCCAAUAUGACGGAGCCCAGGAAGGUGUUCUGUGACAUGGAGGCCAAUGGAGGUGGGUGGACUCUCAUCCAGCGCCGUGAGAAUGGCAGCGUGAAUUUCCAGCGGAACUGGAGAGAUUACAAACAGGGCUUCGGUGACCUGGUGGGGGAGCACUGGCUGGGCAAUGAGGUGGUGCACCAGCUCACCAGCAGGACAGCCUAUUCUCUGCGCGUGGAGCUGCAAGACUGGGAGGGCAACGAGGCCUAUGCCCAGUAUGAGCAUUUCCAGCUGGGCAGUGAGGGGCAGCUGUACAGGCUUUCUCUGAGCGGGUACAGCGGGUCAGCAGGGCGCCAGAGCAGCCUGGUCUUGCAGGGCACCAACUUCAGCACCCGUGAUGCAGACAAUGACAACUGCCUCUGCAAGUGUGCCCAGAUGCUAUCUGGAGGAUGGUGGUUUGACGCCUGCGGCCUCUCGAAUCUCAACGGCAUCUACUACCCAGCUCGCCACCACGUGCGCAAGCUCAACGGCAUUCGCUGGCACUACUUCCAGGGCCCCAGCUACUCGCUGCGGGCCACUCGCAUGAUGCUGCGCCCCGUGGGCAUCUGAGAAGCAGAUGCGCCUGGAGGUUGGACCCAGAGGAAGAGAUGGGACUGGGCAUCUCCUGGGAAAGCUGGACUCCAAACAUGGGACAGAGCGCUGGGCGUUGUCCCGGGUCCCCUGGGUCCCCAGGGGGGACAAGCCCAGCGCUCCUUGCCCAAAGUCAGAGGGUUCACAGCCUCCCUGUUCCCCUCCAGUUGAGAAAUGGUGGGUCAUGGGGAGAUCCUGCCUCUAUAGUGCCCCUCUGUCCUCUUCCUUUCUGUCUCCUACACGGGUCCCCUGCCAGCUUGAGGGUCACAACACACUGAAUGAGCUGAGAACAGAAUUCUUUUAGGUGUUCGAAGAAAUACAUGACUAACAGUCCACUCCUCCGAGGCCUCAGCAUCUGGAGCUCUGACCUGGUCUCUUGGAGGCGUCAGAAGAUCUAACAAGGAUUUCUUUACCCCCAACAUGUCCUAGAAUAUGUUCUGGAGAGAAAGAUAACUCAGGCUCCCCUCAAAAAUUACCUAUGGUCAAGUGAGGGAAGGAAACACCUGGUUAAAUCAAUAUGAACGGGCAUUCUUAGUUGCAGGACUUGUCAGAGACUUUAGAGAGGUCAUAUGCCUUUGUUUAAAGUGGGCAGCUUUCUCCAAGUGUCCUUAUUUGAAAACAGGUCCUCUUUAUCCCAGAACAUCUAAGAUGCCCUUGGAAAAAGUUGGUCAAGUGUGACCAGAAGGAGCCGCUUCUCCCCACCCCCAUCUGCACUCACCCUUUCUAACUACAAGAGACAGAGUGACGAUCUCAAACAGCCUCUAAAAACAACUGGAAGAAGCUUUGGUUUAAAGAAGACACAUGCCACCCCUGAAGAAGGGUCUAGAACUAAGUUUCCAGUCUGUGCUUUGGGCUGGGGUCCUGCUAGGUUCCUUCUGGCCCUAAGAAGCCAGAUCUCUGCCUGGAGGCUACCCUGCGAUCCUAGCUCACCUCAGCUCAAGUUCAGGAACUGUUAGGGACUAUCCACUCUGCCUUGGGCAGGACGCCAGUCUUCAUGUCCAGAACCUUCCAGCCUCCAAGCCAGGACCCUAGCCCUCUCCUCCCACCUGAUCCAACAGUCAUGCUACAGCUGGGGGUUCGAGGGAGGUAGGUGUGGGGGGCAGAGCCGGCCUUGGCCUGGGUCUGGAAGAUCAGGGGCUCCCCAUGAGCUUCCAUCAGAGGUCAGAGAAGGGCCACAGCCACUCUGCCACCUACUCCCAUCACGGUCACCCUCCUCAGGCCUGAUGAGACCAGCACUGCCCUGCCGUCCUCAGCCAACACCUAGACCAGCCGAGACCAUCCUGCUUUCCCACUAGGGUACGCCUCUGUCUUCGGGAGGGUUUCUCCUGGAUAAGGCUGGAGUGGUGGAAAUGGGUCCCACCUGUCCUUGAGUCUCACCUCAGACAGUCCCCCAAGCAAAGCCAACAGAGAUUAACGCUGAUCUCUUUGAAAAAAACAAAGAGGUGGUUGCCAAUGGUGGCCUUGCGGGCAUGAGGGGGAAAGUACCAAAGGGCAGGGCGCUGCCCAGAAGGCCCACGUGGCCUCGCACACCAUUUGCUGGCCAGGCUUUUAUUUAGCGUCUACUGUGUGCCCGGUCGUGCUGUGGGUGGGGCCCUGGAAUUGGACAGACCUGCUCCAGCUCCUCGACUUGAGGCCCGUGGCUCAGCCUCUCAAGGCCUCAGUUGCCUUGUCUGUGAAAUGGAAAUGACGCUCCCUCCUGGCUGGGCCGUGGCAGGAGGCGAUGAAACUGUAUGUCAGCUUUGUAACAGGGCUCGGCACAAGCAGAUGCCUAAUAAAAUUUAGUUCCCAAAGAGGAAA